AUGGCUCGCCGCGCAAAGACGGAUCGUGAGGCUGCAGCCGCGGACAAGACUCUGACCUCUGCUCUCGGACAGUCUCUGGAGCAAGUGGCCGAGCGAAUCGCGGACAAGGUUGCGGAAAAGCUGGCAAGCGUUGUGGCAGACAAACUCGCAGAUACCUUCGUGGCAAACAUCACUUCAGACGUCUUCGACAAAAUCGCCUCUAGGGUCGCGGACAAGAUUGAGGCAAAGACUCAGGACCAACCCGCAGAGCAGAGUCCGGGAGAGAUCUCGGAUAAGACCGAACCUAGCUCUCCCGCAGGGCAACUUUCAACAGAGGCACCGCACGAAGUUGAAGAUGAGCCUCAUGACGUUUCGACAGAGGCUGUCAUCUGGGUUGCGGCAGCGUCUCCGGAUCUACUCGCAGAGCAGGACUUGGAGACCGCAGACAAGGUGGAGUCGGAGCCUGCCGCCGCAGAGCAGGCUCCGGAAGAGACAGCACCCAAGGUCGAGGCCGAGCCGCAGGCCCCCUUGGCAGAACUCCCGGUUCCUGUCCGGCCCGAUGAUGGGCCAGCGAUAUUUGCUGCCGGCGGCAAACGUCGAAGCCCCGAGACUGAAGACGCGCCGCCACAGAAACGGGCGAGGACCGCCGACGACGUCACCCCGCGCCGCAACCCAAAGCGAGCCGCCAACGAAGCAGCAGAGCAUGUGGCAAGGGACGGGGUCGCGCUGCCCGAUGACCUCCUCAUGGAGGCCCUGAGGCCUCUGAGCGCCGAGGAGAUUGAAGCGUGGGAGGGGUGGGUCGAGCUGGAGUCUGAGCCCGCCUUCUUCAACUUCAUUGUGAAGAAGCUUGGGGUCAAAGGAGUCACAAUCAAAGAGCUUCUCUCUCUCGAGUCAUGGUCAAUGGGUCUUUUGCCGAAGCCCGUCUUUGGCCUGGUUUUUCUCUUCCAGUACACGCCCCAGCUGGACGACGAAGAAGACGAUAGCGACGAUGACGCUCCCGUCUGGUUUGCCAACCAGACCACCCCCAACUCGUGCGCCUCGGUCGCCCUGCUCAACAUCAUCAUGAAUACCGAGCAGGUGGAGCUCUGCGAGCAGCUCCAGGUCUUCAAAGAGUCGACCAAAGACUUGAGCUCCCCCCUGCGAGGCCGUCGAAUAGGGGCCAACGGCUUCAUCAGGGCGGCGCACAACUCCUUUGUCCGGCGCAUAGACAUGCUCGAGGCCGACCUGUGUCUGUCCAACGAGGUGGACUCGGCCAAGCCCAGGCGCUCCAAGAAGUCCGUUGCUCCCAAGAAGGGCCGGAAGCAGGGGCCCGCCGCGUCCGAGGAGUUUGGAUUCCAUUUCAUUGCAUACGUCCCCGCCAACGGCUUCGUUUGGGAGCUUGACGGCAUGAGGGCCAAUCCUCGCAACGUUGGGCCUCUCAACCCCGAGGACUGGACCGAAGUCGCCACUCCCAGGAUCCAGCAACGCAUCCAAGAAUACGGCAACAGCGCCAACGGCUUCAGCCUCAUCGCCAUGUGCCAGAGCCCUCUCGACGCCCUGCGGAGCGCCAUCGCGUCCCACGCGAGCGCCAUCGACCGCCUCCGCUCCCGUUUCCAAGACGACGCUGCCUUUGCCCGACUCAUCUCCGCCGACGAGGGCCUCCUCGGCGUCAUCGAUAACGACACCGCGCUCGGCGAAUUUGGGCUCCAGCAGCCGGACGUUGCCGACGCCGAGGUCCCAAAAUUUGUCGCGGAGCUCAUGUCGCGCCCGGACAUGGACGCACAGCAGGCCCACGGCCUGUACGAGAAGCUCGUCGCCGGCACCAAGUUUGCCAUGGCUAAGUACCGUGAGGAGACCAUCGCCGUGUCCCAGGAGGAGGAGCGCGUGAGGGGGAGGCAGAAGGACUACACGCCGGCGCUGCACUGUUGGAUGACCAAGCUAGCGAACAAGGGUGUCCUCGAGGACGUCAUCCGAAUGUCUCAGUGA
This is a messenger RNA of Hirsutella rhossiliensis, 1944 nucleotides long. RefSeq names its product ubiquitin carboxyl-terminal hydrolase, family 1 domain-containing protein. Gene Ontology annotation, molecular function: cysteine-type deubiquitinase activity. Gene Ontology annotation, biological process: protein deubiquitination; ubiquitin-dependent protein catabolic process. Gene Ontology annotation, cellular component: cytoplasm. The transcript is spliced from 6 exons. Lineage: Eukaryota; Fungi; Ascomycota; Sordariomycetes; Hypocreales; Ophiocordycipitaceae. The record is from RefSeq and is a predicted model, not a curated record. The coding region runs from base 1 to 1944 and encodes 647 amino acids.